Sorex araneus (European shrew) is the source of this 2125-nucleotide messenger RNA. RefSeq names its product TAP binding protein like (gene TAPBPL). Lineage: Eukaryota; Metazoa; Chordata; Mammalia; Eulipotyphla; Soricidae. The record is from RefSeq and is a predicted model, not a curated record. Bases 285 to 1610 code for a protein of 441 amino acids. The transcript is spliced from 7 exons.
CGGGGGUCGGGCAGGGCGGGAAGUGAAGGGAGGCGCGCCCAGGACUCAGCCGCUGGGCACCUGCAGCAAGCAGAUGGCUUCACCCCGAGGCCCAGGUAGCCCCGCCGCCGCCUUCGGAAAGUGAAAGCGAAAGAGAAGCGGAGAGAAGCGGGCCGAGGGCUGAAACACAGGCGACCCGGCGACCGGAGCGCCUGGAGGGUUGGGGGCGAACCCCCACCUCCACCCUCUUCUUCUGCGCGCCCCGGAGAGCGCAGUGGAGGGGGCCCUGCGUGCCAGCCGCCCCCAUGGGCACGGAGGCCGGGUGGUGUCUGCUGCUCUGCCUGGCUCUCUCGGGAGAGGCGGUUCCCACCAACAGUCUGUGGCGCCCAGUGGACAUGGUCUUCGACUGUCUCCUGGCCAAGGAAAGCGGGCCGCAAGCAGGUUUCGCCAGCAGUGGGGACAGGGCGAAGGCCUUGCUGGUGCUGAGACAGGUCCCCGUGCUGGAUGAUGGCUCCCUGGAGGGCCUCACCGACUUCCAGGAGGACCAACUGUCCAAGGAUGACCCACCUGUCACCUUUGAGGCCACAGUGGACCUAGUCCAGAUCCCCCAGGCCGGGGACCUCCUCCACGCCGAGUGCAACGAGAAGCAGGUGACCUGUGAGUUCUCACACUACUUUCUCCAGGCUGGGCCAGAGGCCGCCGUGGACACGGCCGCCUACUUCCUGGCCAGCAUGCAGGUGUCCGAGGGCGGUCCAAGCAUCGCCAUGGUGAUGAGGACCCUCGGGGAUGUGGACAAAGGGACCGCCUGGCAUCCCACGCUAAACCUGCCCCUGAGUCCGCAGGGCACCGUGAAGACGGCAGUGCAAUUCCAGGUAACCACCCAGACCCCUACCCUGACUUCUCAGCUGGGGUCCUCGGCCUCCCUGCACUGCGGCUUCUCCAAGGCCCCGGACCAGGCCCUGCUCAGCGUGGAGUGGCGGCUGCAGCAUCAGGGCCACGGGCGGCUGGUGUACCGCUGGAGCCGGGGACAGCGGCGGGCCGAGCGGCCAGGCGCCACCCUGGAGCAGGAGCCGCUGCUGGAAGCGGGCGACGCCUCCCUCAGCCUCCCCGGCCUCGUCGUGGGUGACGAGGGCACCUACAUCUGCCAGGUCACCACCUCCCAGUACCAAGCCCAGCAGAUCACCCAGCUGCACGUCCAAGCCUCCCCCAGAGUUCGACUGAGCCAGGAAAGUAAAGGUCUGCCUCCCACUCUCACCUGCCACGUCACUGGCUACUACCCUCUGGACGUGGCCAUCACGUGGACGCGAGAGGAGCCGGGCAGUGCCCCGGCGCCCGUCUCCGAGGCCUCCUUCUCCAGCCUGCGGCAAAGUGCAGCCGGGACCUACAGCGUCUCCUCCUCCCUCGCAGCCGACCCCGGGCCCGCAGGCGCCACGUACACCUGCCAGGUCGCCCACGUGUCCUUGGAGGAGCCCCUGGGAGCCAGCACACGGGUUGCCCCACCAGAGCAGAGGACGGCCUUCGGCGCCCUCUUCGCCAGCAGCCUCUUCGUUCUCACCCUGUGGCUCCUGGUGCUUCAGCGACGGCAAGCCACCUCCCCGAGGUCUGCCAAGACGCUCAGGGCCUCUGGGUAGACCGUCUCCUGCCUCGGCGUGGAACGGAGGCGUCACGGAGGGGCCCCGAUGCGCCUUCGAGCCCCCCUCACUCUGCAUCCUGGAGGCUGAGGUGGCAACAGGAGCAGCACGUCUCUGGGGAGGCUCCGAGGGCACCAGACCCCCCACUCCGAGGACUCCGGCCCAAUAAAAGCCCCCGGGGCCUGGGCACCGCCGUCUCACUGUCCUGUCUCUGUGUCCGGCUGUCAGACGCCAGAGCCACCAGGGAGGUUCUGGCCCUGGGACGGUAGAUCUCGGCAUGAGAAGCCCCCGGUGGGUAACGGGGAGCACAUCUGCGGGCCCUGGGGGGAAGGGGGGGAAGGGGGGUAGGUGGGCAUCCAGGUCCCCGGAUGGAGGUGGGGGGGGGCCUGGGGGGGCAAACAGCUGUGCUGCGUGGGGAUGUGCGCCACCCACUCAACUUCCCGUCGCGCCGAGCGCCUGAGGCAGGCCUGCGUGCCCAGGGCAGAGACCACUUCCUCUCCGCAGCGCGCACCGGC